GACCAGAUUCCACAUGUGGUCACAGACUGAACUGGUGACUGAUCCGUCCCUGGACAGACAUGGAUGUGAACUUUAACUGGACUGGUGUGCCCUCAUUGCGUCCUGUAAUUGACUCACCCUGAACGUCACAGAGCACCGUGCAGUUUGGCACAGCUGUGAUCACUGAGCAGUCUGCAGCCGUGACUUUCUCUGCUUACUCAUAUUUGCAAACAGGCUCAAAGUCUGAGGACUGAAGUAGGACAGAAGUCAGCUGGACCAAAUCCACAGUGGACUGAGAACCAAGAGGGGGGAGGAGGAGGAGGAGGAGGAGGAAGGAGCUGCGUGAGGCUUUCAGACUGCAGAGAGAAGAGAUCAGAGGACUAAUUUCCUUCCUGCCUGCGCACUCUUUAAACACACACGCAGACGCACACACACACACACACACACACACUUGUCUCUCCGUCCUCGUCAGCCCUGCAGUCUGUUGUUGCUGUCUGCUUCAGACAGACGCAGGCUGGCCGACCGGCUGCUCUCUCUCCGCCUGCUAAGCGAUGCUCUCUCACCCCGGCAGGUUAAUCCGCCCCCAGAGGCUCCUCUCUCUCUUUUCCUCGUCAAGUCCGGAGUCUUACGACUGCCGUUUGCCGGCUACCGUCUGCCUCCCCUGCUCGUAACUGACAGGAGGACGACGACCUCGUGCGUCUCAGCAUCUGGUCACCUCCAGCAGCUCCUCUGCAGCCUCCCUGUUUGUGUCUGUGAGGAAGAGAAGGAGGAGGGGGGGACACAAGGUGGAGUGAAGUGCCCCCCUCCCAUCGUCUGCUCUCCAGCCAGCACCACCUCCGCCACCCUGCAGCCUGCAGCAGGAGCGAGAGGAGGCGCAGCGAAGGCGACACACCACCUCCACAGCAGCAACAAGCAGCAUGCUCAACUCUGUGUGGUACGCCAAAAAGAUGGGCCGCCGCAUCAUGGGCACCCUGAGGAGAACCAAGCGGCUCCACCGGCGCCUACUGCAGGCCGAGGCCACCCCGCCCUCCUCUCCCAUAAUCCCUGUGAUCCCAGUCUCGCCAAUCGCAGCCGAGACCGCCGUCAUCCCUCCGACGUCACAGGCCAACCCUCCCCCCAUGGUGGUCAACACAGACAGCCUGGACACGCCUCCAUACGUGAACGGGACGGAGGCUGAUUAUGAAUACGAGGAGAUCACGCUGGAGAGGGGUAACUCUGGACUGGGUUUCAGCAUCGCCGGCGGCACAGACAACCCCCACAUCGGUGAAGACCCGAGCAUCUUCAUCACCAAAGUCAUACCUGGAGGGGCCGCGGCACAGGACGGACGGCUCAGGGUCAACGACGUCAUCCUGAGAGUCAACGAGGUGGACGUUCGGGAUGUGACCCACAGCCGGGCGGUGGAGGCUCUGAAGGAGGCCGGCUCGCUGGUCCGACUCUACGUCCGCCGCAGGAAGCCCGUCUCUGAGAAAGUGAUGGAGAUCAAGCUGGUGAAAGGACCCAAAGGUCUGGGCUUCAGUAUAGCCGGCGGCGUGGGGAACCAGCACAUCCCGGGAGACAACAGCAUCUACGUGACCAAGAUCAUCGAAGGAGGAGCCGCACAUAAAGACGGGAGGCUGCAGAUCGGAGACAAGCUGCUGGCUGUGAACAGUGUUUGCCUGGAGGAGGUGAGCCACGAACACGCCGUCACUGCCUUGAAAAACACUCCUGACGUGGUCUACUUGAAAGUGGCUAAACCCAACAGUGUCUUCAUGAACGACAGCUUUGCUCCGCCCGACCUCACCAACUCCUACUCCCAGCACAUGGAGAACCAUAUCAGCCCCCCCAGCUUCCUGGGCCAGCCAGUCCCCCCACCAGCAUCCUCAGGACGCUACUCCCCGACCCCGAAGAGCAUGCUGGGAGACGACGAUGUUACCCGCAGGGAGCCCAGGAAGGUGGUGCUGCACAGAGGAGCGACAGGACUGGGCUUCAACAUCGUGGGCGGGGAGGACGGCGAGGGGAUCUUCAUCUCGUUCAUCCUCGCUGGAGGACCUGCUGACCUCUGUGGAGAGCUGAGGAAAGGAGACCGACUCGUCUCUGUGAACGGCGUGGACCUCCGUAACGCUACCCACGAACAGGCCGCCGCCGCCCUGAAGAACGCCGGUCAGACGGUGACCAUCAUCGCCCACUACAGACCAGAGGAGUACAGUCGGUUUGAGGCCAAGAUCCACGACCUGAGGGAGCAGAUGAUGAACAGCAGCAUCAGUUCUGGAUCUGGAUCUCUGAGGACGAGUCAGAAGAGGUCGCUGUACGUCAGAGCUCUGUUUGACUACGAUAAGACCAGAGACUCCGGUCUGCCCAGUCAGGGACUGAACUUUAAGUUCGGAGACAUCCUUCACGUGGUGAACGCCUCCGACGACGAGUGGUGGCAGGCCAGACAGCUGACAUCACAGGGGGAGGUGGAGGAGGUGGGGGUGAUCCCCAGCAAGAGACGGGUGGAGAAGAAGGAGCGGGCGAGAUUAAAGACAGUGAAGUUUAACGCCAAAUCUCGUGACCGAGGGCAGUCUCUCAAUGACAAGCGUAAAAAGAACCUCUUUUCCCGAAAGUUUCCGUUCUACAAGAGCAAAGAGGCGAGCGAGCAGGAGACCAGCGAUGUCGACCAACAUGUGACCUCUAAUGCCAGCGAUAGUGAGAGUAGUUACCGUGGGCAGGAGGAGUACGUCCUGUCGUAUGAGCCCGUCGUCCAGCAGGAAGUGAACUACACCCGUCCCGUCAUCAUCCUCGGCCCCAUGAAGGAUCGCAUCAACGACGACCUCAUCUCCGAGUUCCCUGACAAGUUUGGAUCCUGCGUCCCGCAUACGACCAGGCCGAAGCGAGACUACGAGGUGGACGGCAGGGACUACCACUUUGUGGUGUCCAGAGAGCAGAUGGAGAAGGACAUCCAGGACCACAGGUUCAUCGAGGCGGGACAGUACAACAACCACCUGUACGGAACCAGCGUCCAGUCGGUCCGAGAGGUGGCCGAGAAGGGUAAACACUGUAUCCUGGACGUGUCGGGGAACGCCAUCAAGAGGCUCCAGCUGGCCCAGCUUCACCCCAUCGCCAUCUUCAUCAAACCCAAAUCUGUGGAGAACAUCAUGGAGAUGAACAAACGUCUGACGGAGGAGCAGGGCAGGAAAACCUUCGACAGAGCCACCAAGCUGGAGCAGGAGUUCACUGAGCACUUCACAGCCAUCGUGCAGGGCGACACUCUGGAGGAGAUCUACGAGCAGGUGAAGCAGAUCAUCGAGGAGCAGUCGGGUCCCUUCAUUUGGGUCCAGUCCAAGGAGAAGUUAUGAGGAUCAGCACGGGCUUCUCUCUUCACACCGAGUUUGUUUUAUUUUGGAAUGAGAACCUGCGGACGGCAGCCUCGCCCCUCCCCCCUCCUCGCCCCUCCCCCCCUCCUCACCCCUCUUCCUCCCUCCUCCCUCCUCACCUCCCUGCUCUGCCUGAAUAAGACUCCACUGGUGGGUUUCCUCACCAGCAGAGCAAAGCACACAGGAAGUAUGAUGACAUCACACUCAACACGGUACAGCUCCUUAAUGUUUAAGGCGGGAGAAGAAGAAGAAGAAGACGAGAAGAGACGAAUCAGAUUUUCAGAUUUUAUCAUUUUGUUUGUGGGUCCCCCCUCUUGUCUUGUAAGGUGAACGCUGACGGCAGGUGGGGUUUCAGUCUCAGGCGGCGUCUGUCGAUGUGGAGGAAGGCGGAGACACAUAAAGCAAAACUUUGCACGUUUGAGCUUUAACAGCAUGUCAUUUAACUCCCCGUUUAUUUCCCAUCAGCCCCUUCACCCCUUUCUGGCGUCUCAGCUUUUCGUCCACUGCUCUCAUCGUUUCAUCUUUCUUUUCCCUCCACUCGAGUCGAUUGACUUUUCUUUUUGUUUUGCUCCUUGCUGCUGCAGGACGUUUGUCAGGACGCUCUGCAGGGUUCCUGCUCUGCCGCUGGGGGGCGCCGUGGAGCUUCAUCCAGAGAAUGGAUCAACAAGAUCUGCUCGUUGGUUUAAUUCACCUUCUAAAACAUUUCACCGAUUCUGAUUUUAUUGCCUUUUGGAUGACGAGGCGUCUCUACGUGAUCGUCUCAGGUCGUUUGUGUCCGUCAGAAACCGUCCAGGCGGACAGCGAAGACGUCUCCCCGUCAGGACGAAACCCUCCUGAUCACAAGAACACGAUGAAUGAAAGAACAAUCUCAUGAGUUGUAGAGAACGACGAGAUUGUUUCUCAUUUUAAAUUGUAAGAAGUUGUUUGACAGACAGCAGUCUGGUACUGAUGAUUAUGAUCUCAGCAGAAUCAUAAUUAAACUAAAACACUUACACAGUCAUGCUUCCUGUCUGCUCGCCAGCCGUUUCC
Messenger RNA from Scatophagus argus, 4340 nucleotides. RefSeq names its product discs large MAGUK scaffold protein 1b (gene dlg1b). Bases 897 to 3293 code for a protein of 798 amino acids. Gene Ontology annotation, molecular function: kinase binding. Gene Ontology annotation, cellular component: neuron projection; neuromuscular junction; postsynaptic density membrane. Gene Ontology annotation, biological process: chemical synaptic transmission; neurotransmitter receptor localization to postsynaptic specialization membrane. The record is from RefSeq and is a predicted model, not a curated record. The transcript is spliced from 22 exons. NCBI's taxonomy places the organism in Eukaryota, Metazoa, Chordata, Actinopteri, Scatophagidae.